AUGCUGAAACGUGUCCUGUGCUACACUCUGCUGCUUGGCUUGGCUGUCAGCAGCAAUGAGGAUGUCACGCAGCCGGCUGUCAGCAGCAAUGAGGAUGUCACGCAGCCGGUUGUCGCGGCACCAGCUGGCAGAUUCCGUGGCAGCAUUCUCACAUCUCUAAGCGGCAACAAAUAUGCAGCCUAUAAAGGUAUUCCUUAUGCUCUGCCGCCGACCGGGGAACGCAGAUUUGCCUUGCCAGAGGCGUAUCCUCAAAACGAGGAGGAUGUUUACGACGCCUCAGAGUUUGGUCCAAUUUGUUUUCAGCACGUAGACGAAGUCAGUUAUGGGCAGGAGGACUGUCUGUUCCUAAAUGUUUACACACCGCUCAUUGAUGAGGACGUGACAGAUGCCGAACAGAAGAAAGUUCUUGUGUUUAUCCACGGCGGUGGGUUCGUCUCAGGAGCUUCAAAUGUUUUCAUCCCUGGAGAUCUUGUCACCCAGGGCGAUGUGCUAGUGGUGACACUCAACUACAGACUGGGAUGGCUGGGUUUUCUCAGGGGAGACCCCGACAUCCUUCCUGGCAACCAAGCCUUCCAUGACCAGAUCCUGGCCUUGAGAUGGGUCAAAGCAAACAUUGCAGCUUUUGGUGGAGACCCCGAUGACGUCACACUCUCUGGAGAGUCUGCGGGAGCUAUCAGUGUCUCCAUCUUGAGUCUCUCGCCGUUAGCAAGCCAUCUAUUCAGUAGAGCAAUCCUAAUGAGUGGUACCGGGUUUUCAUUCCCAGCCCCGCCACAAGAAUCACGUGACUUACUGGAGAUAGUUCAGAAAGUAGUUGGUUGUGAUUGUGUCAACAAUACACUGUCCUGUAUCCAGCGGCGGCCUGCUGAGAAAUUUGAAAUGAUCUUCUCUUACGCGUUAGCCUCUAAACUGCCAUCAUCAGGUGAUGCCUUUCUACCCAAUCCUAUUCCAGUGCUGGUCAAUGACGUGAAGUAUCUCGAUACUGUAGGUUUCUUCAACAGGGACUAUCUUGUCAGUAUUACAAAACAUGACGGAUACGUUCGAAUCAAUUCACAGUUUGGAAAACUCAAUAUUACCUCUCUAGAAUCCAGCAUUACUGGCAUCUCUGAACUUGUGCAGUUACCUGAACAUGUGGGGAAAUCUCUGUUGCUGGAGUAUUUGAAGUUGUAUGAAGACUUGGAGAAAGCUGUCAUCGCUCUCAACACGGAUUACUUCUAUCUCCAGCGUAGUCAUUAUUUUCUGAAUGUGUUUGGAAAACGUCCAAAUCAAGUUGCACAAUCUGUGCAAACUAACAUUUACUUCAUGUCUUUUGACCCUGCUCCAAAGUUCUUUCCGAAACAGUAUGCAGUUCACGCUGUGGAUCUAGUCUAUCUGUUUGAUAUUGUGCCCAAGCAGUUUUUGGAGGGCGCCUACUAUUUGAAGAUGGAAGGAGAUUUAUCCGAAGACGACAAGGUUUUCAAAUCUGCGUUCAUUGAUCUGGUGGCAACUUUUCUAAAAACGGGAAACCCAAAUGGCUACUUAAAGAAGGAGAAAAGCGUAAUUUGGCCACCAUAUGAUGAUGCGAACAAGAAUUACCUGAGCUUCUCACUGGAUCCCUCAGUUCGUCAGAACUUGUAUGGCGAGAGACGUAUCAUCUGGGAUCAGCUGUUACCUCAGUGGAAGAAAGAAUAUGAGUCCCUGCAAUCCAAACAGGAUCUCUAG
Messenger RNA from Candidula unifasciata, 1698 nucleotides. NCBI's taxonomy places the organism in Eukaryota, Metazoa, Mollusca, Gastropoda, Stylommatophora, Geomitridae. The record is from the annotation of a GenBank genome assembly.